Messenger RNA from Phalaenopsis equestris, 2908 nucleotides. Its product is annotated as protein NETWORKED 4B-like. Gene Ontology annotation, molecular function: actin binding. The record is from RefSeq and is a predicted model, not a curated record. Gene Ontology annotation, cellular component: vacuolar membrane. NCBI's taxonomy places the organism in Eukaryota, Viridiplantae, Streptophyta, Magnoliopsida, Asparagales, Orchidaceae.
UUACAGUCGAGGUCAGCGACUCACAGAGAGAGAAUUCCUGCCUGUGCUCUUUUGAUUUGAGCUCAAAGUUUUCUCCAGAAUCUGAAUCCAGAUUUUGUGAGGUUUGAGAUCUAAAUUUUUUCAAUCAUUUUUCAAAAAUGAAGAGAUUGGCAUCUAGGAAGUCUCACUCCUGGUGGUGGGACAGUCAUAUCAGUCCAAAAAAUUCUAAAUGGCUAUCCGAAAACCUUGAACAGAUGGAUCGUUUAGUAAAGGAAAUGCUGAAGCUGAUUGAAGAAGAAGGGGAUUCUUUUGCCAAAAAGGCUGAAAUGUAUUAUAGAAGGCGUCCGGAGCUGAUCUCUCAUGUUGAGGAGUUCUAUCGUAUGUAUCGAGCGCUUGCUGAGCGCUAUAAUAUUUUAACUGGUGAACUGCGCAAGAAUAUUCCCUCUGAUCUCCAAUCUCAAGGUUCUGGCAAUUCUUCUGACUUCGGUACAGAACCAGCUUCCCCUUCUUUUUCACGCUCUCCUGAUCGAACUCCAGAUCGCAAGCAGAAUCUUCCCAAGCCAUCAAAGAGAGCUGCAGGCUUUGAUGUCUUCCUUGGCUCGACGACCAGCUCUGAUUUUUCUAGGAAGGGAUCUGAUGAUUCGUCUUCAUCCUCUUCAUCAGAAUCUGGUUCCGACUCUGAGGAUGGAAAGGUUGUUGAUUCAUUUGAGAACACGUCAGGGCUGAAUGACCGUAUAAUUCAUUUAGAAAAUGAGCUUCGUGAAGCUACGGAGAAGCUUAUGGAGUACGAGAAAUGUUCUAACGGCCGUUGUGUUCAUUUUGCUAGCAUGGAUGAACAUCAUGAUCCAGAGGAUAAAAGUGCAGCAGAUGGUGUAGAUGUAGAGGUCAAAUCAGACGAUAAAGCGGCAGUUUUAGAAACAGAGAUAUCGAACCGCGAAGAUGAAUUAAAGUCUCUCAAGGAAGCGAUGGAGGAUGCUGCUAAGCGAUUCGAGGCUGAAAUUUCACUGAAGGAUCAUAUCAUUGAGGAGCAGAAAACACAGCUUGAUGCUGCAAUGAACAAAUUAAAGCAGGAAAAAUUGAAUUUUGAAGCUGAGCUCAAAAGCAAAAUGGCUGACCUUAAAAUGGAGGCGAAGAAAUUAUCAGAGAAAAAAUCUACCCUUGAACUUAGAAUUUCGGAGCAGGAGCAAAUGAUUAAGGAAUUGAAGGUAAUUUUGGCUGAAUCUUCUGAAAGGUUUUCUCAUGAGAAGUCUAUAUUGGAAUCUGAAGUUUCCCGCUUGAUGAACGAGGAGAACAUCCUUGCAUCCAAGCUUCCAGCUUUAGGUGUUGUAGAAGUAGAAGGUGAGCUGCAUUCUGAAUCAGAGGAUAAAAGGGCGGUUUUAGAAGUCGAGAUAUCAAAUCAUAAAGCCGAGAUAAAGUAUCUCAAGGAAACAAUGAAGGAAUAUGAGGCUGAAAUUUCACUUAAAGAUCAUACCAUUGAAGAAUGCAAAAUACAGCUUGAUGCUGAAAGGAACAAGUUAAAGCAGGAAAAAUGCACUCUUAAAGCUGAACUCAAAAGCUGUGUAGCUGAUCUUAAUUUAGAGGCUGAGAACCUUUCAGAGAAAAAAUCAAGCCUUGAAAUUAGAAUUUUGGUGCUGGAGCAAACCAUAAAAGAAUUGAAGGUUAUGUCAGCAAAAGCUUUUGAAAGGCUUCUUCAUGAAAAAGCGAUAUUGGAAUCUAAAGUUUGCAUUUUGAUGGACUCUGUGAACAUCCAUGCCUCUAAACUCAAAGCUUUGGAAGUAGAAGCUCAGCUCCGUUCUGAAUCAGUGGAUAGAGCGGCAGCUUUAGAAGCAGUGAUAUCAAAUCAUGAAGGUGAAAUAAAAAGUCUGAAAGAAGCAAUGGAGGCUGCUGCUAAGCGAUUUGAUGCUGAAAUUUCACGUAAGGAUCAUACCAUUGAGGAGUACAAAACAAAGCAUGAUGAAGCAAUGAACAAAUUCAUGCAGGAAAGUUCUACUCUUGAAGCUGAGCUCAGAAGCUGUAUAGCUGAUCUUAAACUGGAGGUAAAACAACUUUCAGAGAAAAAAUCCAGCCUUGAAAUUAUAAUUUUAAAGCAGGAGCAAAUGAUGGAGGAAUUGAAGGCCAUGUCAAAAGAGUCUUCUGACAGGCUCCUUGAUGAGAAGACGACACUGGAAUCUAAGGUUUCCAGUCUACUGGACUUGGAGAAUAUCCAUGCAUCCAAGCUUCAAGCUCUGGAAGAUCGUAUAAGAGAGUUGGAAGUAGAUAAGGCUGAAGCAUGCAACACGAGUACAAAUCACAUUGAUAAAUUGAAUCAAAGGCUGGAUGAAUCUAAGCUGAAAAUUGACAUGCUUACAUCUGAGAAAGAGGAGCUCAAUGCUAGAGUGAGCAAGCUCAUGGAUGAUGCGAGAUGCCGCGACGAUAAUUGUCAAAGUAUGGCCGACCAUCUGCAUCAGUUGCAUAUUGAACAUGUAAAUCUGAUAAAAGAAGUGGAAGAAGAAAGGAAAAACUCUGCACAGCUAAUGAAUAGAGUGUGCGAGCUUGAGCAGGACGUGGAAAGGCAAAGGGUCCUAAUCUGAAAGAGGGAGGCUAUAAGGCAGCUGUGCUUCUCUCUGGAGCAUUAUCGUGAUGGGUAUCUGAAGCUCAGGCAGAUGCUGCAGGGAAACGCCAAGAGGCUUGCGGUUAUGGCUACUUGAUUUCCAUUUCAAUUUUAUAGUCAUUGUAAGAUAAGGUAUGUAAGCAUCUGUGCUUUCUCAUUGUAGAACUUUGCUGUUUCUUCUACCUUUUUAGUGUCAUGCUGAUUAAGCAGGAAUUUUGCGCAUUUGAGAGUUUAGAAGUAUGUUACAACUGCUUCUCGAUGCAGUUUCCAUGCAUUAUUGGUGAUUUAAAUGUUCCCUGAUAGCAAUCCCGCUAGCGAGAUGCAUAUUACUAGAGCAAA